Messenger RNA from Plectropomus leopardus (leopard coralgrouper), 1609 nucleotides. The record is from RefSeq and is a predicted model, not a curated record. NCBI's taxonomy places the organism in Eukaryota, Metazoa, Chordata, Actinopteri, Perciformes, Serranidae.
GCUCUGAAUUCAUGACAUGGCAACAAAAAUCAUCUACUUCACAGUAAAUGGGAGACCAGAGCAGGCUGAGUUUCCACUGGACUGUCCUGCACAGGAUGUCAAAGAUCUGUUCCGCUCUGCAGCCGAGGCUGGACCCCAUGACAUCCUGAAGCUGUACAACCCCAAAGGCAACAUCAUCAACAUCUCCCCAAGCCUGGAGCCCAACGCCCCCAGCUCCUGCUACAAGCUGGAGGUAGUGGCUGCCGACUGCAACAGCGAGCCGUUAGCUAAUGCCUCAGUGAUGGUGUGUGAUGUCAGACUGCAGGGCCUGGAGAAGAAAAUCGUGAUUGAGGCUGGGGAGACUCCUGCAGUUGUGUAUGAGAUGAAGAAACAGGUGGAUUCAUUCCGGGAGAAACUCGAGAGUGUUGAGCAUCUGAGCUGGCUGGGAUUGUUUAAAGACCUGUCAGAGGGAACACACAAGCCCUCCCCGUUCUACCACAAGAGAACGCUGCAUAAAACCAGGAAGGAGUGUGAGCAUGUACGGGAAAAGUUUCUUCAAAUGAGCUCCCUGGAGGUGUCUGAGGAGGUGAAGCAGUACCUAAAGACCCCAACCUUUGAUAACUGGCAGUGGGAGGAUGCAGAGAUCAUGGUGCUCCUGCAGGUCAUGUACACAGACUUAGAUUUCAUUGCAGCCUUCGACAUUGAGCCUGAGGUGCUGCAGCAGUUCCUGUUUGAGGUCUAUCGAAGAUACAACAACAUCCCCUUCCAUAACUUCAAGCACUGCUUCUGUGUUACCCAGAUGAUGUAUGGUUUGAUCUGGCUGACUGACCUGAAGAGUAAGAUGGACAGCAUUGACCUGCUGAUCAUGCUGACCUCUGCAGUCUGCCACGACCUUGAUCACACAGGAUACAACAAUGCCUAUCAGAUAAAUGCUCGGACUGAACUGGCUCUCCGCUACAAUGACAUCUCUCCUCUAGAGAACCACCACUGUGCUGUAGCAUUUGAGAUCCUGGAGAAGACAGAGAGCAACAUCUUCAGAAACCUACCCAUGGAUCAAUACAAGCGGAUCAGGGAAGGAAUCAUCAAAUGCAUCCUGGCCACUGACAUGACGAGGCACAAUGAGAUUCUCAACAAGUUCAAGUCCAUCCUACCGGCUUUUGACUUCACCAACAAGGACCACAGAGAUGUGCUGAUGAUGGUUCUGAUCAAAGUGAGCGACAUAUCCAAUGAGGCCCGGCCCAUGGAGGUGGCUGAGCCCUGGUUGGACUGUCUGCUGCAGGAAUUCUACAACCAGAGUGAUGUGGAGAAGUUAGAGGGUCUCCCAGUCACUCCGUUCAUGGAUCGGGACAAAGUCACCAAGCCUUCAUCUCAAACAGGCUUUAUCAGAUUUGUUCUGUUGCCUCUCUUCAUCGAGCUGGCCAACCUCUUCCCCUGCUUGGAGCAACACAUCAUCAACCCGGUUCGGAAGGCUCUGGAUUACUACACAGAAAUGGAGAAAGCACUGGAGAGAGAGAAACAGAACCGGGCUCAGAGUGACAAUGCAGCCAAGACUAAGGAGUCAACUGGUGGCCCUCAGAGCACAGCUGACACAGAUGCUGGGCCUAAAGCUGCAAAACCAGACACGCUGUGA